Molecule: messenger RNA, 2102 nt
Organism: Cynocephalus volans (Philippine flying lemur)
Lineage: Eukaryota; Metazoa; Chordata; Mammalia; Dermoptera; Cynocephalidae
Gene: ARL5A
Product: ADP ribosylation factor like GTPase 5A
Exons: 6
Coding region: 311-850 (179 amino acids)
Biological process (GO): vesicle-mediated transport; protein localization to Golgi membrane; intracellular protein transport
Cellular component (GO): cytoplasm; trans-Golgi network
Molecular function (GO): GTPase activity; GTP binding
Source: RefSeq, a predicted model, not a curated record
CGCGUGGUCGCCGCCACCGCAGCUGCCGGAGAGGAGCUGGGGGAGGACGGUGGCCCGCGAGGCUCGUCGCAGACUACGCGGCGGCGAUGUCCGCGAGCCAGGCGAGUGCCGCGGCGGCAGCGGCGGGGCCUCGCGCGCGGCAGGGCGGCCUGGGCUUCGGCCUCCCUCCGGUUCCCUGGAAGCGGGCCGGCAGCCAGCGCGGGAGCAGCAGCAGCAGAGGCGGAGGCUCCGGCGCGUCUCUCUCCCCUUCAGCCUGAGCCAGGGGAGGCCAGGCGGCCCGGCUGACUGGAGAGGGGUCCGCUGCCCGAGAAUGGGAAUUCUCUUCACCAGGAUAUGGAGACUGUUCAAUCACCAGGAGCACAAAGUUAUCAUUGUUGGGCUGGACAAUGCAGGGAAAACUACCAUUCUUUACCAAUUUUCUAUGAAUGAAGUUGUACAUACAUCCCCUACAAUAGGAAGUAAUGUCGAAGAGAUAGUGAUAAACAAUACACGUUUCCUAAUGUGGGAUAUUGGUGGCCAAGAAUCUCUUCGUUCUUCCUGGAACACUUACUAUACUAACACAGAGUUUGUAAUAGUUGUGGUGGACAGUACAGACAGAGAGAGGAUUUCUGUAACUAGAGAAGAACUCUAUAAAAUGUUAGCGCAUGAGGACCUAAGGAAAGCUGGAUUGUUGAUUUUUGCUAAUAAACAAGAUGUUAAAGAAUGCAUGACUGUAGCAGAAAUCUCCCAGUUUCUGAAACUCACAUCUAUUAAAGAUCACCAGUGGCAUAUCCAGGCAUGCUGUGCUCUUACUGGCGAGGGAUUGUGCCAGGGACUUGAAUGGAUGAUGUCACGACUUAAGAUUAGAUGAUCUCUACUGACCUCUUCUUGUAGACUGUAUAAACGAAGUGCUGGACUUUACCUGAAAGCUGCAAAAAUUCAUGGUUCAGAUAUAUUUAUAAUAAACUGAUUUAAACUUUUUCUAUAAGAAGAAAAAUUAAGACCACUUAUUUGAAAACAAAGAUGAAGUCUCACCUUCCAAUUUGCUUUCUCAUUAGUUUCCUCCAAAGUAAGUUAUUAAAGCUGUGAUUGACAUUUUUCUCAUAAUUAAUCCUCUCAGGACAUUGUGUAGCCUGUGCUAAGUACAAAGGAAGAGGAAGACAUCUUGAACUUUAAGAGCUUUAUUAUCAGUAUACCCCCUCCCUAAUUGAAUGUUGUUCUUUUGUUUAGUCAAAACACCAGUCAGCACAGAUGCUCGGUUUCCAACAUUUUAAAAUGUAAUGUUACUUAUGAAAAGUAUUUUGCAUAAGGUUAUGUAUGUAUUGUGUAUAUACCUCAAUUUCAAGUUAAUGGCGUUGAUUUGUGUUCUAAAGAAAAGCAAAUAACACAAAAAUUAAUAAUAUCCUGGUUAUAACCAUAAUGAGAUAUAUACUGGCUUUGGUGUUAAGUGCCAUUUUGUACUUUUCCUUUAUGUUCUCUAUGGUACUAACCGACCCCCAAAAUCAUUGAGCUCCUCUUAAAAAAAAAAGAAAAGAAAAAGGAAAAACUUUAUAUUGUGUACCUAUUUUUUUGUUGAUCAGUCACACACAAAAACAUGUAAUUCAACUGAGUGGAAUAUCUGUCAGAUUCUUAGCUUAAUAUUACUAAUGGACAGAAUUGCACAGUAAGCUAUUAUCAGAUUAUACCUUUUGUUGGUCCUUAGGCCAUCUAAAUUACUGAAUAAAUUGUUAAUCCAUUAAUCAGUCAUAAAUUGUGAUUAAAAUUAUCAAGCAUGAAUUGAAAACUGUUGUGUGAAACAUGUCUACCCAGAGAAGUAACACUCUAUAAAUACUAUUAAAUAAUUUAGCUACAGUCUUUUUAAGUAUUAAAUCAUAUGUCAAGCAGUUAAAGUAAAUUUGAGAGUAAAAGUAAGGCAUAUUUUCCAAGCAACAUCGAUAAUUUCUUAAUUUGCAAAUUUCUUGUUUUAGUGGGAAUUGGAAUAGUUUGACAUUUUUUGUUUCUGUAAAUUUUCUUGUAUCUUCUUCCACUACAUAAAUGCAUUGUUUGAUAACUAUAAAGUACAAAUGCUUUUGAAUGCUUUUAAGAAUUGGGUUUAAAAAUUUAUUGACAUGAUAUAUUAUUUG